CCCUCGACUAGAUUGCCUACUGACUAUGGCAGUGGUGGACGGACCAACUCAUCUUCUCUCUCUCAAGGUAAUGCGCUUGUCGCGACCUGAUUUGGCCAGCGCAUGGGAGCCCUUUUAUUCAAGUUCUCCCUCCUUUUCGGCCCAUUCAUCCGCUGCAAUUCUGUCCUUGCAGGGAGCUUCACCUCUUUCCGGCCAUCCCAAGACACUUCGGGACCUUACACAGGCCGUGGAGCUCCUCACUUUACCAUCAUCUUUCGGCUCAAUUCAGCUAGGAGAAACCUUCUCUAGUUGCCUGUGUGUGAACAAUGACGCUCAAAUCGAGAUCGAGGUCACUCAAAUGAAAGUUGAGAUGCAAACCGCGAGCACCAAAAUCAUACUUUCCGAGACGGCAGACCCGGGACAUCACUUGGCUGCUGGAAAGACUCUCCAGAGCGUUGUUCAUCAUGAAAUCAAAGAGCUCGGUCAACAUGUUCUUGCUUGCACCGUAACGUACAGGUCACCACCCAACGUUCGCAAAGUUCCUGGUGCAGCGGAAGAUGCUGGCGACCCCACUCUCCAAACGUUCAGAAAGUUUUACAAGUUUGCGGUUACCAACCCACUAUCAGUCAAAACCAAAGUACAUGCAGCCAGAUGCCCUUCGGCGCUGCUAUCCGGUGAAGAAAGAGAGAAGAUUUUCCUUGAGGUGCACAUUCAAAACCUGACACAGCAGCCGAUGUGCUUUGAACGCAUGCGGUUUGAAUGCGCGGAUGGGUGGGAAUCCGAGCAUGGAAACCUUCUGCGCAGUGAGGGUGUUGAUAAUCCAAAAGGCAUCUUCUCUGGACCGCUGGCUCUAAUGCAACCUCAAGAUAUACGGCAAUAUGUUUACAUUCUUACUACUAAGACUCCCACUGUGGCGCCGACGGUUCACUUGCCGGGAAAUGUCAUCCCGCUUGGGCGAUUAGACAUUUCCUGGACUUCGGCGUUCGGAGAGCCAGGGCGCCUGUUAACUUCAAUGCUUUCCCGCAGAAUUCCAUUGCCAUCUGUUCAACAGCCAGUUUCUGCGUUGCCGCCUUAUCUUAAACGUUCUACGGGACAAGAAACAUCUCGCCCACAAUCCCCUCAACCAUUCCCAUCUCGUCCUGGAACUCCACCUAUUAAUAGACCAGGAUCGCCAGCACACAACAGACCAUCCUCUACGGCAUCAGUACAGCCGCAAUCUGUUGCUCAAACUUCAGCAUUUGGAGCACUUCCCGAACUCGAUGUUCACCUUUCAGUGUGUCAUGUACCUCGGGGUUCAAUUAUCUCUGAGAAACCAUUUACUGUUUCAUUCGCGGUUUCAAUUUUAACGACGGUACCCCUGCAUCACCGAAGGAGGGUGCGACUUGCGGUGCAACAUAUCCAACCUUCACGGACAACACUUCUGCCAAAUUUACCCGUGGGUGCGGAAGCCUUUAGCCCCCGUUUACCUUCCUCUGGAUUUUCAACACCAUCCUCUGCGACUGCGUCGUUCAAUUAUGCUCUUGCUCACCAGAAAAUCCUUGCCGCAGCUGCUCGUACUCUGCUUACUGGUGAGGGUGAACCUGAGCACCCCGAUAAAGAGGCGUUCCUUCUCCCGCCUCCCUUUUUUGAGAGUGCAGAUGAACUCCAAAAUUCUCACCCCCGGAAUGUUAGUUUUGUCGGUCCCUCUGUCGUGUUUUUGCCUUUUGUUGAAUUAUUUCCCAACAAUCAAUCCGAUCAUGCGAUCGUUGCCAACCAGGAUCAUGGGACAACAGCGGAGGCUAUACAGAAGUUUGAACUCUCUUACGUGCCUUCAUACCCGGGUUUUACCACCUUUGGAGGACUACGCUUACUGCUACUGGACGACGACACUUCAGAACAAUCAGCGGAAAAUCCCACUGACAAUAAAAGAACAAAGCUGCGUCGAGCGCAAAGCUUGAAAGAGUACCCGGUGGUUGCUGAGGUUUGGGUAUCACCAGCAUGA
Laccaria bicolor S238N-H82 is the source of this 1960-nucleotide messenger RNA. RefSeq lists its product as uncharacterized. Bases 26 to 1960 code for a protein of 644 amino acids. Gene Ontology annotation, cellular component: TRAPPIII protein complex. Lineage: Eukaryota; Fungi; Basidiomycota; Agaricomycetes; Agaricales; Hydnangiaceae. The transcript is spliced from 4 exons. The record is from RefSeq and is a predicted model, not a curated record.